AUGCCGAAUCAUUUCAAUUCUUUUUGGAAGUUAUUCAUGGAGAGUCUUCUAUCACUGGUACGCUUUGCAUCUAAGAAUAAAGAAAUAAAUAAAAUAGCUGCACCGAUUUCAGAUGACAAUAUCGAAAAUCUUCUUCACUUGGCAGAUAUGUAUGAUACUCCUACUGCAACAAGGCGAUGCGAAGAGUUCUUACUUUUAUUUCCAACAAAAAUUAUAUUGAGAAAGAAAAUAAGAUUGGCUGUUCAGUAUAGAUUAGGUAAUUUGAAAGCGAAAUGUCUCAAAGAAGUGAGGACAAUAAAAGACAUUCCAGAUAUAUUACCAGUUCCUUUGAAAGAAUUGGAUAUAGGAACCGCAUUUUCAAUGCUGAUAAGAGUCUAA
Messenger RNA from Caenorhabditis remanei, 378 nucleotides. RefSeq lists its product as uncharacterized. The coding region runs from base 1 to 378 and encodes 125 amino acids. Lineage: Eukaryota; Metazoa; Nematoda; Chromadorea; Rhabditida; Rhabditidae. The record is from RefSeq and is a predicted model, not a curated record. The transcript has 2 exons.